GAAGAACAGUGGAAAAAUUAAAAUAAUCUCAUAGCGAGCACCUGGUGGCGCCGGAUGCCAAGAGUGCCUCCAGCGGGCCGGUGAGCCAAGCAGCGCCGCUCGCAUCACCAGUUGGUCUCUGCCAGUCUCCGAGAAGAGUCGCAACCAUGAGGAAUAAGGCGUUGUUGUCCUUACUGAUGGCCAUGAUGGUGCUGUUUGCCCGCACCUCGGCCUGGGAUAUCUUUGAUGAUGAUGAUGACGAUGAUGAUGAUGAUGAUGACGACGACAUUGAUGAUGAUGGUGAUGAUGACGACGAUGAUGAUGAUGAUGACGACGACGGGGACGGGGAUGAUGACGACGACGACGACGACGACGGGGACGGGGACGACGACGAUGAAGAUGAUGAAGAUGAUGAAGAUGACGAUGAAGAUGAUGGUGAUGAUGAGGAUGAUGAGGAUGAUGAGGAUGAUGAUGGCGAUGAUGAUGAAGACGAUGAGGAUGAUGAUGGUGAUGAUGAUGACGAGGAUGAUGAUGGUGAUGAUGAGGAUGACGACGAUGAUGACGACGAUGAUGAUGAUGAUGAAGAGUAACUCCCAAAUAUUAUUAAAAUCAGUUAAUUAUACAAAAUAAAAUUAAUUGUAAAAAUUCAACAACAUCUCCCAAGAAUGUUCUGUUUGUGACGUCACGAGCCCGAACAAGGGAUGUGGAGUUAAGCAAAAAAACGAAUUAAUAUCAAAAACUAACAAAUGAUCUUAUUAAUAUCACUAUUAUUAUUUUUGUCUUGUUCUCGUCGUUCUUUCGUUGUUUAGGUAAUCGUCAUUUUAUCUGUCUCAUCUUUAAACUAACGCCAGUGGAUUGAAGUCACCGUUAUUUAGUUUUCUUUUAUUGUUUAUAUGAAAAAAGAACGUCAAAGAAAAUGGGAAACUGGAAGACUACCGGAGACUAGCAUCGGACGGUCAACUUCCCAGAUCAGCUGAUCUUUAACAUCAAUCAAAUAAAGAAUAAUGAAUAAGAAGAACACCAAACAUAAAAACAAUAAAAAAUGGAACAACAACAACAGGAAUAUAAGAUCAUUUCCUAAAAGAAAAGGGUGACUUACCACUCGUUCGCUCGUCUCUCUUCUUUUGUUUAAGAUAUAAGAUAGCAAGAGAUAAAAAAGGAAAGAUACUUCAACAAUCUGCCUCGCUAUCAGCCGAGCCCAAAAAUGAUUCAUAACUCUUCAAAAAAGAAUUAUAAAUUAUUAGGGAGAUGUCUAAAUAGACGAGUUAAGAGGUUUAGAAGUUUCUUGACCAUAAAUAAGAUAAUAUCCAGGUGAAAAGCACCGCCGGACUCAUGAGCCAAGUGUGUGCUCGCUAUUUUGUACUAUCAAUAAAUAUUAUAAAAAAAAA
Molecule: messenger RNA, 1367 nt
Organism: Penaeus vannamei (Pacific white shrimp)
Lineage: Eukaryota; Metazoa; Arthropoda; Malacostraca; Decapoda; Penaeidae
Product: aspartate and serine-rich protein
Source: RefSeq, a predicted model, not a curated record